AUCCCUGUACACAGUGCACUAUGGCCUGGUGGAAAACGAGCGCUGCAGGGAGAGACCCUAACCCUGACCUCAGCAGCGAGAGGAGAAGCCCUUCCUUCAGUGUGGAGGCCCUUACUAACAUUCUGGAUGGAAGUGUGGAGGAGACUCGCUUUAGGAGAGCAGUAGUGGGCGCCAUUAUCAAGGACCCUGUCUUCAGCCGAGAAUAUCUGUACUUCAAGACCCGCUCUGAGAGAUACGAAGGAGCCGUCAGGAACGCUUUCCACAUGAAGAAGAUGAUGAAGGAAAUGGGAUGGGAUGAAAACGGCCCGGAAAUUGGACUCAUAUUCAGGGCACUAGGAGGAGAAAUUGCUCUUAAUAUACAUAAUUUGUUUGUGAAUUCGAUCAGGGCCCUGGGCUCAGAUGAGCAAGUUGCUAAGUGGUUGCCCCUCGCACAAAAUUAUAAAAUCUUAGGAACCUACGCACAGACUGAACUAGGACAUGGAUCAUAUUUGCGGGGUUUAGAGACCACGGCCACGUUUGACCCUUCCACCCAGGAAUUUAUAAUAGACACUCCCCAGAUUACAGCAACAAAAUGGUGGCCGGGAGAUUUAGGAAAAACCAGCACUCAUGCUGUGGUCCUAGCUCAGCUAUAUAGCAACGGAAAGAAAUACGGCAUGCAUCCGUUCAUAGUCCAGGUCCGAAGUCUUGAGGACCACUCUCCACUCCCAGGAAUAACUGUCGGGGACAUUGGACCUAAGAUGUCCUUUGAGAACCUUGACAAUGGAUUCCUCAUAAUGAGAAAUAUUCGCAUCCCUAAGGAAAACAUGUUAAGCAGAUAUUCACAGGUUCUGCCUGAUGGCUCCUAUGUUAAACAUGGAUCUGACAAGAUGAACUAUUUCACCAUGAUCGCUAUAAGGGGCAACAUGAUCCGACGCGAGGUUCUGGACGCUCUGAUGAAAGCCUGUACCAUCUCUGUCCGAUAUUCUACUGUGAGACGCCAGUCAGAGCUAAAACCAGGGGACAAAGAACCAAAAAUCCUUGAGUACCAAACUCAGCAACAAAAACUUUUGCCCCUUGUGGCUAUGUGUUAUGCUGUCAGUUUUACUGCAAAAUAUGUGACUACAUUUUACCAAGACGUGUACAGUGAGAUUAAGAAGGAGAACUUUAACACUCUUCCUGAGCUCCAUGCCCUUACAGCCGGAAUGAAGGCUUUUGCAACAGAAGUCUGCUCAAAUGGAGUAGAAGUUUGCCGCAAGGCAUGUGGGGGCCACGGCUAUUCCCUUUACAGUGGUUUACCCUCUCUCUACACCAGAGUGACUGCUUCGUGUACUUACGAAGGGGAGAAUACCAUCCUGCACUUGCAAACUGCAAGAUUUUUGAUCAAAUGUUUUACUGGUGCCCAGUUGGGGAAACCAUUACCAGCCAGUACAGCCUAUCUAUCCUCUCCAGGGGCUGUUGGAUGCAAGGCCAUGAGACCUGCUGACUUCCUGAAUCCGGAGGUGUACCUGAAGGCAUAUGAGUAUAGGGCAUACAGUUUAGUCAAAUCCGCAGCGAACAAAAUCGAGAGCUUGGUAAAAUCGGGGGCUGAGCAAUACCUGGCGUGGAACAGCACCUCUGUGGAGCUUGUGAAAGCCUCAAUAGCUCAUUCCCACUACUUAACCGUGAAGAUUUUCGUCUCUGCUCUGAAUUCGCUGUCCGAUGAGCCUGCCAUUAAAGCUGUUCUGAAGCGGCUGUGUGACCUGUACGCAUUGCACGGAAUAUUCACAAGUGCUGGUGAUUUCUUACAACAUGGCUACCUGUCGGGGAAACAGCUGGACAUGGUCACCACUGCUUACCUGGGCCUCUUGCCUGAGCUCCGGAAAGACGCAGUUCUACUUGUUGAUGCCUUUGAUUACACAGAUGAAGAGUUAUUAUCGGCCCUGGGGAGCUAUGAUGGCCACGUGUAUCAUAACCUGCUUGAGUGGGCUCAGAAAAAUCCGGAGAACAAGAAGGUGACUCCAGUGUUUGAGACUUACCUGAAGCCUCACCUGCAAAGCAAUCAAUCCAAAUUAUGAAGAGGACAUUCCCACAAGACCCAGAUGCCACAUUAUGUGAUUA
Bufo bufo (common toad) is the source of this 2076-nucleotide messenger RNA. Its product is annotated as peroxisomal acyl-coenzyme A oxidase 2-like. Gene Ontology annotation, molecular function: FAD binding; fatty acid binding. Bases 21 to 2033 code for a protein of 670 amino acids. The transcript has 14 exons. The record is from RefSeq and is a predicted model, not a curated record. NCBI's taxonomy places the organism in Eukaryota, Metazoa, Chordata, Amphibia, Anura, Bufonidae. Gene Ontology annotation, cellular component: peroxisome. Gene Ontology annotation, biological process: lipid homeostasis; fatty acid beta-oxidation using acyl-CoA oxidase; very long-chain fatty acid metabolic process.